Messenger RNA from Gavialis gangeticus (Gharial), 6423 nucleotides. It is a transcript of the gene ULK1, whose product is annotated as unc-51 like autophagy activating kinase 1. Gene Ontology annotation, molecular function: protein serine/threonine kinase activity; ATP binding. Bases 500 to 3646 code for a protein of 1048 amino acids. Gene Ontology annotation, biological process: protein autophosphorylation; autophagosome organization; autophagy. The transcript has 28 exons. The record is from RefSeq and is a predicted model, not a curated record. Gene Ontology annotation, cellular component: autophagosome; cytoplasm. NCBI's taxonomy places the organism in Eukaryota, Metazoa, Chordata, Crocodylia, Gavialidae.
AGCGCUCGCCGUCCUGCGUCGGGAGCCCGCAGAGCUUUGUGUGCGGCGCCGGCUCCCGCAUCGCGUCGCCGCGCAGCGCCCCGCGCCCUCCCCCCCCCGUGUUCCAGGGGCUUAAGGCGCCUUAUUUAAGGUGGACUAGUGCUUAAGGUGGAAGUCGGUUAUUUUUGGACGGGGGACUCGGCUGGGGGCGCGCAGGGAGCUCCCUCAAAGGAUGGGGCAGGAGGCCUGUUAGCCAGGGAGCCGGCUCCUUCCCUGCUGAGGAUGCCCGCGUCCCGCCCGUCCUCCAGGAAAAGGCAAGCGGAGCGGCUGGGAGCCUCCUGCCAGAUGUGCGCCGCCCGCCAGAUGCGGAGCAGGCAGCUGUUCCAGCGGGGCGCCAGCUCCUGAUCCGGCUCCAGGAGGGGGGGGCCGGGGUCUCCUUUGCGCCUGCCCCCCUACCCCUGCUGCGGGCCGCAUCCUGCCGCCCACCCAGGACGCUUCGCUGCCCGCGCCGCGCCCAGCCAUGGAGACCGUGGGCAAGUUUGAGUUCAGCAGGAAGGACCUGGUGGGGCACGGCGCCUUCGCCGUGGUCUUCAAAGGCCGGCACAAGGAGAAGCCUGAGGUGGAAGUAGCCGUGAAAUGUAUUAACAAGAAAAACCUUGCAAAGUCGCAAACUCUGUUGGGGAAGGAAAUCAAAAUCCUUAAGGAGCUGAAACAUGAAAACAUCGUUGCCUUGUAUGACUUUCAGGAACUGGCAAACUCUGUCUAUUUGGUUAUGGAGUACUGCAAUGGUGGGGACCUGGCUGACUACCUGCACACUAUGCGGACGCUGAGCGAAGACACCAUCAGACUCUUUCUCCAGCAGAUAGCAGGUGCCAUGAAAAUGCUACACAGCAAAGGUAUCAUCCACCGGGACCUGAAGCCGCAGAAUAUUCUCCUUUCUUAUGCUGGAGGCAGGAAGUCAAAUCCAAACAACAUUCGCAUAAAGAUCGCUGACUUUGGAUUUGCCCGAUACCUGCAAAAUAACAUGAUGGCAGCAACUUUGUGUGGCUCACCUAUGUACAUGGCACCUGAAGUCAUUAUGUCUCAACACUAUGACGCCAAAGCUGACCUCUGGAGUAUAGGUACCAUCAUUUACCAGUGUCUGACGGGAAAGGCCCCCUUCCAGGCCAGCAGCCCUCAAGACCUUCGGCUCUUCUAUGAGAAAAACAAGAUGCUGAUGCCUAAUAUCCCCAGAGAGACAUCAAGCCACUUGAGGCAGCUGCUGCUGGGGCUUCUUCAGCGCAACCACAAAGACCGCAUGGACUUUGAUGAGUUUUUCCAUCACCCAUUCUUGGAUCCAAGUGCCUCAAUGAAAAAAUCUGCUUCUGUGCCAAUGCCUUCUUAUCCAAGCUCUGGCUCGGGCAGCUCCUCCAGCAGCUCCUCUACUUCCCACCUGGCCUCGCCUCCGCAGUCCCUUGGAGAGAUGCAGCAGCUGCAGGAGAAAGCUCUGGCGUCUCCUACCCAGGAUUCCCCUGGCUUUCUGCACGGAUCUAAGGACUCUGCUGGAAGCAGCAGCAAGAAUUCUUCCUGCGACACCGAUGAUUUUGUUAUGGUCCCAGCACAAUUCCCAAGUGAUAUAACUGCUGAGGCUGCUGGAGGGAAACCCAUCCAAGACAGCCUGAUGUACAGUGGGAGCUCCCUUGUGACUUCUGCAGGCUUGGAAAGUCAGGGAAGGACUCCGUCUCCUUCACCCCCCUACAGCAGUUCUCCCAGCCCAUCAGGCCGGCCAGGCCAGUAUUCCAGCAGCAAAUACGGGCAUUCGGUCCCCAUCCCAGUACCGACACAGGUCCACAACUACAGACGGAUUGAGCAAAACCUGCAGUCUCCCAAUCAGUACGCUUCCCCACGGUCUGGUGCAGUCCGCAGAGCCAGCAGUACGAGCCCUCUGGGUUUUCCCAAAACUGGUGCUUCCCCUCCUUUCGCUGGAGAGCAUGGAGCUGCGUCCACUCCCAGGAAGUUCUCCUUCAGCGGUGCCAAGCCUUACACACCAUCUCCACAAGUUGGAACAAUCCCAGAGCAGCCUGGACAGACUGUGAUCCCCUCCCCUCUUGGAGCAGAGAUGAGAAGCAGGAUCCCCAUGCCUGGUGCGUCCAUGCCCGAGCACUCUCCCCGAGGCAUGGGCUCCCGGCUGCACAGUGCCCCCAACCUGUCCGAUUUGCAUUCCUGCCGGCAGAAGAUUACUAAGCAGCACUCGGACCCUCUGGUGGCUCACUUUGGCCAUGUCCCAGUCAGCCAGCCCCUGCAGAUUCAUGGUUUGCAGCAUUGCCGGCAGUUGAGGUCCUCACCGAAGCUGUCUGAAUUUAUGCAGAGAAGCCCUUUACCAACUAUCAUGGGCUCCCCGACAAAGGCCAUGCCCCCUUUUGAGUUCUCCAAAACCCCGAGCUCCCAAAACCUCCUCACACUCCUGGCCCACCAGGGAGUCAUGGUAGCCCCGACACGGAACAAGACUCUGCCGGAUAUGAAGGAGAUGGGUCACUUCCACUGCCAGCAGACCGGCUUGGGCUUGAGACCUGUGGAAGAGAUUAAGGGCAGAUCUCUGAGUACCGGCAGGCUCACUGACCUACUUCUCAAGGCUGCCUUCGGGGCACAGAUCUCAGAAGCUGGCAGCAAUGACAGCCUGAACAAUGAGAAACCCAUGGAGAUAACAGCUCCCUCUGGUGCUUGCGGAGGAAACCUGUACUCUGGUGCUAGGGCUAUGGGCUCUGUCAGCCCAUCACCGGUGAUCUUCACUGUUGGGUCCCCUCCAAGUGGGACAACACCACCGCAAACCACUAGGACCAGGAUGUUUUCAGUGGGCUCUUCCAGCUCUCUCAGCUCUGGAGGCUCAUGCAGCGGUAGACACGUGAUCAUGGGAGCUGGUGGGGAAGCUUUGGAAGCACCGUCUAGUCUGCGGUACACUUUUGCUGAUCCCAUCACGGCUAACCUGGAAGGGGCGGUUACAUUCGAGGCCCCGGAGCUGCCCGAGGAGACGCUCAUGGAGCAAGAGCACACAGACAUCCUGCGCAGCCUGCGCUUCACGCUGGCCUUUGUCCACUAUGUGAUGGAAAUCGCUGCGCUCAAAGGCAGCACCAGCGAGAUGAGCAGCUCGGUGGCUUCCGAGUACCAGCUGCAGGAGAGCGUGGUAGCAGACCAGAUCAGCCUUCUCAGCAGGGAGUGGAGCUAUGCAGAGCAGCUGGUGCUCUACCUGAAAGUAGCAGAACUGCUGUCCUCUGGCCUGCAGACAGCCAUUGAGCAGAUCAAGGCAGGCAAGCUGUGCCUCUCAUCCACUGUUAAGCAAGUUGUGAGGAAGCUGAACGAGCUGUAUAAAUCUAGCGUGUCCUCCUGUCAUUGCCUGAACAUGAGACUCCAGAGGUUCUUCUUGGAUAAACAGAAGCUCAUGGAUCGAAUCAACAGCAUCACAGCAGAGAAGCUCAUCUUCAGCUACGCCGUGCAGAUGGUGCAGUCUGCAGCCCUGGAUGAGAUGUUUCAUCACAGAGAGGAUUGCGCGCAGAGGUAUCACAAGGCUCUGCUGCUGAUGGAGGGGCUCCUGAACAUCAUCACUGAGCAGGGGGACAUCGAAAACAUUAAUAAAUGUAAAUCGUGUAUUGAACGCAGACUAUCUGCUCUGUUAUCGGGGAUCUGCGCCUGAUUUCAACCCAGCUGCUCUCAACGCUCCUCACCCCAGCUGUUCACAUUCACGUUCCGCUCGUUUGCUGCAGCAGUGGAGAAAGACCUUGGCUGUGGAAGACAAAUUGCUUGAUCCUCUUCUGUGUUGUUUUCAGGAAGGUUUUUCCCCAGACAGGAUUUGGAUUCCCUCUUCGGGAAUUACAGCAGCAUUAAGCGCAAACCGUUCCCCAACAAAGACUGGGUGAAGAUGUAGCAGAGACAUAUUGGGAGGGAUUUCCCCUCGCAUGGUGGAGGGGAACAAGGAUAAAAUUCCCCUUCUCCCUGCACUUUGAAGGACGAUGCUGCUGACUACCCUUCCCACUCAGAGCUGGGGUGUUCUUGUGCUUCUCCAUUGCCGGCAGUGGAGGCACCCAAACCGCUAGCGCUGGGAAAUUUUGAAGGUGGGAUUCUUAAGCUAACUGAGGAGAAAUCAAGGCCAGUUGCAUACCUUCCCCGCCCCUGCUGGAAGCCAGGCAUUAAGAGCUUUCUGGUGAUCCGAAGCUCCUCUCUUUUUUUUUUUUUUCCUCCCCGUCCAAGCCUUUUCCCCAUGCUCUUCCUUGUGUACUGUUUCUGCCUCUGAGCAUUACCAUAUGGUGGAGUCCCAAAAUGCAGGGAAGCUGGGUCCUUCCCCCCCGAGUGUUGCUGAGGCAGCUCCAGCCUUCUUACAGACUUCCUGAGCAGUGCUGGAAACGUGUCGCUCACGGGGAAGCUCGCCUGAGCCAAGCAUGAGUGGGGACCUCGCUUCCCCCACCUUGAUGGGGCACAAUACAGGAAAAGGAACUUAGCUAUAAAGUUGAGGGGGAAAUGAUCCAAGUAUAACAUUCCUGCGUUGAAAGGAAGCCAAAAUCUUUCCUCCUCCCCAGUGAGGUCAAUAGCUCGGACUCUGGGCUGUUCAGCUUGGCACAUCAGUACAUAUCUAAUGUAAGGAGGCGCUAUGUUUAGUUGUUGGGUUAGCAACCCUCCGCUCUGCCCUUCCUUCCAUCCCCUUCCCCUGAGAAACACUAGCUUUGUGAAUCAAAGGAGCACUUUACACACUAUGGAAACUUUGAGAAGUUGACUUUGCAUCAUGCGAUGAUCCAGGAACAUCACGACUGUUAGGAAUGCUGUUCUUUUAUUCCUUUCCUCGUUUCCUGGUUGUUUUUAUUGCACUACGUGUGUGUGUAUAUAUUGAUAUGUAUUCCCAGGGGCGAAUAUAUAUUGAUAUAUAUUGUGUGUGUCAUUGGAUGUAUUUAACUGUACUGUAUCUUGCGCAUGGGAGGCAAACAGCAUCACCGCGUCCAUGUGCUGUUUCUCCUCCGUGCCAAGCAAAACUGACUUGGAAACCUGUAGUACCAAGAGUUUCGUUUUGAGGUUGGUUGGUGGUGGUGGUUGGUUUUUUUUUAUUAUUUUUUAUUUAAGUGUUCUCUUAAGGACAGUCAGUAUAAAGCUCCAGGCUUUUGAAGAGCUCAAGAACAGAUUGAGGUCUUUACACACUUACAACUGAAAAUGCUUCUUUUUUUUUAAGUUUUUAUUUGCUGCUUCGUUUUUAUAAAGAGCUCUGUUAGUGUUCUGUUGUAUGUUCGGCAAUUCUUUUUAAGAGACUGUGUAGCCAAAACAAGGCUGUGCGUGUGAGUGGUUGAAGUCCCAUUUGAGGCUUGGAUGCAUGUGAGGAAAUACCUGGGUGUUGCCUUGUCGAUUGGGUUGUGUGCGCGCGCAUAUCUUUUUAAUUUAUCAGAGUUGUGGCAGUAUUUUGUUAGCGCUGGGCAGAAAAGGAGUCUCAGUGGAUGAAGCACGAAUCUGGGGUGCGUAGAUUUGGAGGGUGGGAAUAAGAUCAUAAUUGGCACACGCAGUGGAGGAAUCCUUGUUACUCUCUCCGUAACUUUUUUUGCACAUUUUUUGUGUGAAUACUCUUUUUGGGGGGGGGAACAAAGCUACAAGGAACAACCCUCUUGACUUGUGGGCUGGCUUCUUCAAUAGCAGGGUGCUACCGGUGGUGCAAUGGAAAUGCUGAUCAGUCCAUAGAUGCUCUAAUCCCACAGGGAGUUGGAGCUUGCGGUAGGUAGCUUACACCAGUGCUUCAUUUUUUGGCUGCUGCAUCAUUUCCUGCACAGCCCACUUCUGCUGUGGCUGUGUACGACUCAAAUCAAAACGAACCUGCGGCUGGAGAUGGUGAAAGGAGAAGCAGACUGCUUUGGAAAGGAGCACCACCAGUUCCACAAGGGGCCAUGAUGCAAGUGUAAACCUGGAUACAGCAUGGAAACAGGAAGCCGGGACAAACCUGAAGUAGAUCAUAGAUGCCUACUAGUCGCCUCCAUGGACACCCCACACACAAUAGCUUAUUGCCAAGAAUCAGUCACUUGCAUCUCAAGAUUCGUGUUUAUGUCGCAGGUUUAAUGAUCUGUGUACGUGGCAGGCUCAGCGCUAACCUUCCAGCUGUACGUAAUUACUUGAAUGUAUCAAAUUGUCCACAUGCAAUAUAUAUAUUGCUCCAAAAAAUUGUGGUUUACAGACCUUCAACCAAUAUAUAUUUUCUCAAUACUUGAAACUUAGCCACUGGGCUUGGAUUUAGAGAAGAGAGAAGAAGAAAAAAAAGGAUGAAAACAAGAAAAAAGAAAGCAACAAAAAAAAACAGAAAAAUGAAAAGAAAUAACCUGACAGAUAAUUUCUUUUGCCAUCACUUUGGUGAUUUUUAUUUUUUACCUAACUGCAUGUAGCGUGAAACCAACUUUUUUUUGGUGGGAAUAAGUAUUUAUUGCUUUGUAGACAAUAAGGAAUGCAAAA